This is a messenger RNA of Thalassophryne amazonica, 2443 nucleotides long. Its product is annotated as 7SK snRNA methylphosphate capping enzyme. Lineage: Eukaryota; Metazoa; Chordata; Actinopteri; Batrachoidiformes; Batrachoididae. Gene Ontology annotation, biological process: rRNA modification; snRNA modification. The coding region runs from base 443 to 2245 and encodes 600 amino acids. The transcript has 8 exons. The record is from RefSeq and is a predicted model, not a curated record. Gene Ontology annotation, molecular function: O-methyltransferase activity; rRNA (adenine-N6,N6-)-dimethyltransferase activity; snRNA binding.
CGCGCUGCGGGACAGGAGCACGGACGCUGAGAGGAAGCAGAAGCUAAUAGUUAGCAGCUAGUAGUGAGUUUAUGCUUUAGUUCAACUUGCACACUGUUGACGUGUUCACGCACACGCUUAGAUGCGCACGUGGUGCUGUGCUUUGGGGUGUCGUCAUGCACGCGCUGUGCUCGUGUCUGUUGCAGCAGUUUUAAUGCGUGUUAGCCUUAUGCUAAGUAUUAGCGCGAGGAGCUGUUUACCAGGCUGCUGCAGGAAGGGGCGUGGUUAAAGUAUUCAUGAGCGGACCUUGUGAUUCGUCGACUCUUUGAGGGGCGGGGUUGUAUGCUAAUGAAAGUUUGAAAGGGAGCGCAGACAAACGCACAGAUUGUAUUUGUUUUAAUGCGCAGACACGGACCCGGUGACAGGACCUGGACUAUCUGAGGACGGGCCGACAGGGUGGACAAUGCUGAAGAUGUCAUUGGACAAAGAAACGGUCAAAUCGCUGCAGGAGCUGCCCAUCAAAGUUAGUCCCACCUUCACAACAAGCCUCAGCCUAUCAGAGCAGUCCAGCUUGACAAAGUCACGCCCACUCCACCCCAAAAAUGGCUUCCAGUCUUCAAAUAACAAUAAUCAGGUCCCUGUUGUUUCCAACGCACCCCCUCAGCAAAUCGCAAAGCGCCGCUAUUCCAUGGGUGUCGGCUUCAAGAGGAUGGCCAAACGCCGUCGCCGUGCCAACAGUGACAACCAAUCAGAGCCUGUGCUGCCCAGUCACUUCCUGUUGGGUGGAAACAUCUUUGAUCCGCUGAACCUGAACUCGCUGUUGGAUGAAGAGGUCAAUAGGGUGACCAAUCAGGAAACUCCCAAGUGUUCCCCCCUGCCAUCUCGGGGCAGAGACCCUGUGGAGAUUCUGGUUCCCCGUGACAUCACAGACCCCCUCAACCUGAAGGGGGAUGGGGAGGGCAUUGAGGAUGGGGGAGGAGUCCUCCUGUCCCCCCUGAAGACCAGGAAGAGGCACCGGAACCGGCACCAUGGGGGCGGGGUUCCAGGAGAGCGGGAGGGGAUACCGGGCCGUCUGUUUCGCCCCACGUCAGUACCAACAUUGACCAGAGAGGGCAGUGUUCAGAUGUCACCAAUGCCCUGUGAACUCAACACAGCAAUCACCUCCCGAGAUGACUUGGCCCCACCUCCCAUACUACCCAGGAGACACACCCACCCUCCAUCAGGCCACGCCCACAAGCAUUGUAACCAGGGAGACGGUCGCCAACGCAGACGGCGUCGUACGAACUCGGUGAGGUCAUCAGAAGGGGCGGUCCGUGCGGCUGUUACAAUGGCUGCAGCUCAGCCAACCAAAUUUCAGACUCCUUUGGUGGGAGGAGCUAGAGGCAGCAGGUGUGGAGGACUUCAGCUCAGUGCCUCGCACCCACCACCAAAGAAGAAAGACAAACACCGCUACCAGCAUGGCAACCACAGCCUGUACUAUGGUUACCAUGGUUGCUAUGGUGACAAGUUAGAGGGACGUGUCGGGGCAGAGGAUGACUCACGGUUGGGGCUGCUGGAAGCCGUUUGGUUCAGAGAAAAACGUGUGCUGGAUAUCGGCUGCGGCGCCGGACACUUGACGCUGGCGGUCGCCCGCCAUUUUUGCCCCGCCCACAUCCUGGGAGUGGAGUGGGAUGAACAUCUGGUCCAUGCUGCCAAUCAGAACAUCAGACACUUCAUGUCACAUGACCUGGUGGUGACUGAGAGGAGGGCGGAGCUCCAGAGCUCAGCGUCUCUCCUCUCCUUCCCGCUCUCCUUCAGAGUGAGUCGUGGUCCCCUCAGUGCUCCUCCCCUCCUCUCUCUGUCUGCUCCACCCACAAACUCCAGGUUUCCCAACAACGUCACCUUCAUCCAGGGCAGCUAUGUGUCAGAGGAGGAGGCGUGGCCUGGCCAGGGCCAGUAUGAUGUCAUAAUAUGUCUGGGUAUCACCAAGUGGAUGCACCUACAGUCGGGCGACAUGGGCGUGGUCAGGCUCUUCAGGCGUGUGUUUGACAGCCUGAUGGCGGGCGGAAUUUUCAUCCUGCAGCCGCAACCGUGGAGCAGCUACAGCCGCAGCAAGAGGGCCUCGGAGACGACAUACCGCAACUACAGGAGUCUGAGACUGAGACCAGAACAGUUCACCUGCUACCUGACUGAGACUGUGGGCUUCACCUCCUACAGGCUGCUGACACGUGCAGGUAAGCAGCGGCCAAUCUACAUGUUCCACAAAGGUCCCGCCCUCAGACAAUGAGGUCACAGGGUCGACCUGUUAUGGACAGAAAACAUUAUUUUGGUGUUGUUGAAAGACUUGCAGCUGAUGCCUGGAAUCUACUGAGCCAUCAGAGACUCUGAUUGGAGCUGGUUUGUUCAAAGAAACUCAAGGAUUGUGGGCGGAGCCUCUGAUUCAGAAAGGUGAUUGGACGAUAUGGGGCUGGACACAACUAUUAAA